Molecule: messenger RNA, 1464 nt
Organism: Nicotiana attenuata
Lineage: Eukaryota; Viridiplantae; Streptophyta; Magnoliopsida; Solanales; Solanaceae
Exons: 4
Coding region: 1-1464 (487 amino acids)
Molecular function (GO): RNA-DNA hybrid ribonuclease activity; nucleic acid binding
Source: RefSeq, a predicted model, not a curated record
AUGUGUGGUAUUCUAUCAUCAUUAAUGGGGCUAGAAAAGGAUUAUUCACAUCUUCGCAAGGUCUCAAACAGGGUGAUCCGUUAUCUCCUUCCCUGUUCAUUAUUGGAGCUGAGGUUCUGUCCAGGUGAUAAGCACUCGAUAAAACUCAUUAAGAGUCGGAUAAGAAGGUAUGAACAAGCAUCAGGUCAAAAAGUGAACAACGACAAGAGUUUCUUUGUUACUGCUCCAAACACCUCUGCUAGUAGAAUUAAUAGAAUCAGAAGAAAUUCUGGCAACUCUAGCUUCUGGAUGGAUAACUGGACGGGCAAAGGUGCUUUGGCCAAGGUAGUUCAGGGCCAGGGUAAAUCUCACAAGCUUCUCGUUAAAAAUUUCAUCCAUGAAGGUACCUGGGACACAAACAAAUUAGUAGACACUAUCCCUACUCACUUGUUGGAUAUUGUUACUAAGGUGGAUAUUGGCAACAGAAGUCUUAAUGACUUUCCAAUAUGGAAUUUAGCUGAAGAUGGGCAUUUCAAUAACAAAUCGGCUUGGGACUUAGUUGAGACUAUGGAACAUGUAUUCAAUGGAAGCGAAGCAGCAAAAAUAGCAUGGAACACAAUUGGCAACCCACUGGGCAUAAGGCAUCAAUUAGAGCCGGUGGUGGGCACAUUCAAGAGAUGGUGGGAAACAAGCUCAAAGAACAGGGUCCAUAACUUAAUCCUUCAAAUAGCUCCGUUAAUAAUUUGCUGGGAACUAUGGAAACAACGGACAUCGUGCAAAUAUGGUAAUCAGAAGAAGUUCCAACCAAACAUGAUGGUGCAUCAAGUUAUCUGGAAUAUCAAAGGAGCCAUUUCGAAGAUUAUACCAAGAUGGGACAACCACCACCCUUGGCCUGAUCUCUGCCAAAGAAUCGAAAAAUUGAAACCAAUGCAAAGCUGGAGUCAAGUGCUGUGGUCGACACCAAAUCAGGGAUGUAUCAAAGUUAAUACCGAUGGUAGCUACAUCAGAGAAAACAACGAAGCAGGUAUAGGAGGCAUCGUAAGGAAUAGCAAUGUUGAUCUUAUUAUGGCCUUCUCGAGGGUUGUCCAGUGUGAUAACAGCAAUACUGCGGAGGCUCUAGCUACUGAGUUUGGACUGAAAUGGUGCAAGCUACAAGGCUACACUAAUUUUAUCCUCGAACUCGACUCUAUGGUGAUUGCAAACAUAUUGAUAAAUAAAGAUACCAACAAUCUUAAAAUCAAACAAGUUAUUGAGAGAAUGCUGCACAAUAUACAACAUGCCGAUGUAAGAGUAAUGCACUGCUACAGAGAAGGCAACCAAGUUGCAAAUUGUCUUGCGAAUCUGGCUUCUACCUCGGGUAAUAGCAUGACUAUCAACUCAUAUCAACAACUUCCUACAUGUGCUAAAGGCUAUUUCCUCUUGGAUAAGUGCCAAAUACCAAGUAUUAGAACCAAAUUCGACAAAGCUAAUUUUUUUGUCAGCUAG